Molecule: messenger RNA, 830 nt
Organism: Cyphomyrmex costatus
Lineage: Eukaryota; Metazoa; Arthropoda; Insecta; Hymenoptera; Formicidae
Gene: boca
Product: LDLR chaperone boca
Exons: 6
Coding region: 131-727 (198 amino acids)
Biological process (GO): protein folding
Source: RefSeq, a predicted model, not a curated record
GUAAUAUAGAGUUUGAUUCGAUGUAUUAUCGUGGAAUUACAAGAUUUGACUGAAGAAACAUACCUGUGAUGUUCAUAGCACAUCACAAUAAAUCAUCGUGGUAAAAACGUGAUUUUUCAUCAUUUGCAAAAUGAAAUCAAGGAUUAUUCUAUGCCUGUUUGCGUUUUUUGUGAUGGUGUUCACAUCAGAUACUAAAAAGCAAAAAGCGAAAUCGUGGAAAGACAAGGAUAUGAUGUUUUUGACGGACGCUGAAGCAGAACGUUUACUGGAACAGUGGGAAGCAAAUGAUGAUCCCCUGGAGCCAGACGAGUUGCCAGAACACUUGCGACCUGCUCCGAAAAUAGAUGUAUCCAAGCUAGACAUAAAAAAUCCAGAGAGUAUGUUAAAAGUGACAAAAAAAGGAAAAGGUGUUAUGAUGUUCAUAGAUCUUCAGCCAAACAUCUCAGAGGAGCAAGCUGACGUCAUGACACGUAUUUGGCAAACUGGCCUACAAAACCAUCAUAUCACUAUAGAAAGAUAUCCAAUUGAAAAUAAACGUUACAUAUUCAUGUUCCAUGACGGAGCUCACGCUAUCGAGGGUAAAAAUUAUUUACUACAGCAUUCUGAAGUAGCAUUCAUCACGAUCGAUGGACAGUCAUAUUAUCCACCAUUACCAGAGGGACAAAGCAUUAUAAUCGAUGAGUCGAUGAAAAAGCUUAGUGCCAAGAGAUCGAAAAAGGAGUUGUAAUCUCAUGUGCUCCAUGCAUUAAUUUCUGAAACGUUUUUCCAUUUAUCUAUUUUUUAUACUAGAAAUUCUUUCAAGAAAUUUCCUUUUUCUACCUUAUUUACAA